CAGAAAGUUGAAGACUUGGACAACAAAGUUAGGGUUCUUGAGAAACAAAACAUGCAACUAAAGGGCAAGCUCCAAGUCAGCAGGCAGCUUAUUUCUACAGCUACCCAAUUUCAAAGCACUUAUUCUAAGGUGCAGCCUCGGGUAAACUCUGGUUUACGCCGUCCCAUUCAGAAGCCUCGUCUAUUUGGAAAUGAAUCUUCAUUUACAGCUGCAUCUUUGCCGAAGAAAAUGGGAGCUUCUGAUUUAGUCCAUGCGCCCCCAUAUGUUGUCAGCCUUGUCAGGGAAGCAAAAGAAGAAAUUGAGAAACUUGAAGCAGUUGUGGAAUCUCAGCGCUUACAGUUGGCUGAAGUGGCUGAGCAGGCACGCUUUAGGGAAGUGGAACUUCAGACAGAAUUAUCUGAGAUGAAGGAGCAGGUGAAUAAGGGCCAAGUUCGCUACAUCCAGGGAAAUGUGGAUAUCUUGAGUUUACGGCGAGAUGCAGAACACUAUGCUCUCAGAGAAUCGACCUUCAAAUCUGAGCUUGAAGCUCUUAACAAGUUGCAAUCAAUUAUUCAGAGCACAGCAGCGAUGCCUUCGCAGCCUUUGUGUCGCCUGCUGCAAAAUGGCACUGUUUAAUGUGAUUCUGAAUUUCAGCACAUAUAACAUGAGUAAAAUGGAGAGAGUGAGUGCUCACAACAACAUUUUGAUGGGUGAGGUAGAUCAACUGGCAUCCCAACUGAGAACAGAGCAAGCGAAAAGUCUUCAGCUGGAAGAGAAAUUGAAUGCUUGUGAGGCUGUGCAAAAGACAAUUGCAGAGCUUGAACAGCGGCUUGCUGAUCUUCAACAGGAGAAUGAAAUCUUGAGAACUGCUAAUGAACAGCUUCUAAACAGCAUUGAAGGAAGUGAUGUGGAUGAAAAUAAGUGGCUUGAAGAGGCUGGGGCUCUCAAGUUGCAGAUUACUCAGCUGGAAGCAAUUAUCAAGUCUGACAACGAUGAAAAAGUGGCUCUUGAAAAAGAGCUAUCAGAAAGAAUAGAGCUAUACCAAAGUCUCCAAGAAGAACAUGGAAAUCUGGAGAAGGCUCAUGCUGAGAUAACAGCCCGGCUAGAAACUGUUCAGAAGGAUUUUCAGGACUUUCAGAAGGAGACGCAUAAUAAGGCAUUGUCGAUGGACAAAGUCAACCUGCCCGAAAGUUCAGCAAGUGCCUUUGGUGCGAUGCAAACAAAUGGCCUUAGUCCCUCCGUUCCUGCGAGUAGAAAACAGUGUCUUGACAAAGAAGUGCAAGCUACUCUUUUGGAAAAUGGCUAUGACGAAAUGACAAAGUUGAAGGAAGAGCAGCAGAUGAUGAUAGAGAAAGAACGGCUUCGUAUUAGCAAGCUUCAAAGUUUGCUGACAGAGAAAGCUAAGAAGAUUGAGGUUUUAGAAAAGCAUUUGGCCCACAUUCCAUCCAAGCAAGUCCAAGUGACCGAAGUUUGUGCGCCAAAUGAAGCGGAUGAUGAACACUGCCUUAGUUUGGUCAGAAAAGGGCAAAGCUUUCUGGAGAUACAUCUCAACAAGAUAACAUUUGUGACCAGGCAAGAUGCACUUGAAAACUGUGCUCCUCCCCCUGUGUUUGCAACGUGGACAUUUGCUGACUUUCAACCACAGUCAACGCCUGUCGCUACUGGAAAAUGCCCAGAGUUCAACUGCACCGCUCGCUAUGCUGUUGCUGUAGAUUCAACCUUUAUAGAUUACCUUCAUAAGGACUCUGUACAGAUUCAAGUACAAGCUGUGCAUGGUGCUGACAUACACAGCUUGGGCACCUGCCAUAUUGAAUUGGACCCUGCACUGCAACAUCCGUUCAAGUGCAAUUAUGCUCAGGCAGCACUUGUUGGUGUCCAAGACGGGCAGCACAAGCACCUUGUUGGAACUUUGAGUUAUUGGGUUCGUUUCUUACCUGCUGCUGAUCCAGCCAGAAGGCUGUUGGGUCUUUCAGUGCCAAUGCCACCACCAAAAGUGUUGCCUCAUUCUGGACAUCAAAGCAAAAAGCAGAAUGGAGAAAUGGGCAGUGCUGUGUACAAUGAGCUUAAAGUCAGCAUUGUUCGCUGUAUAACAAUACCAUCAAAACAAGGACAUCUGCAGAAGAGCUUAUAUUGCUGCUAUCAGCUGUGUGACUUUCCGGAGCAACAGACUGGGUUUGCGACUGCAGUUGACAACAGCGUUGAUUUUCAUCAUACUUACACUUUUCCUGUCAAAAUGGACAGCCAGCUUCACAAACAACUCCUUUCACAGAGCUUGGUACUGCUAUUACUUGAAGAUGGUGCUGAGCCUGGUUAUUUUGUUGGAAAAGCAUCUGUGCCUUUGUCUCCACUGGCCACUGGGCAAGCAGUGCAAGGGCCUUUUCCACUAUUUAGUCCUUGGGGCGAGGAUGCAGGCUUGGUGGAAUCAAAAAUCACUUGGGAGCAUAAGUACAAUCCUCCAAGAAAGCCUGUACCUAGAGCAAGAUCAAAAAAUGAAUUAAGUGCUCAUAAAUCGAAGAGAUUGCCAUCAGCUCAGUAUCGCGCUUCUGCAUUGCGGAUGCUGCCUGCUACCAGUGACACGACAAAGGACCCACAGUAUGCUUUGAGGCCUCAAGAAGCAGUUAUGAAUGAACGUGAAAAUACUUUGAGAUCACACUCACACAAAGGAAGUAGAGACAGAGGUGAACGUGCCGAGAGCAGCUCCUUGACAUCUGUGUCCAGUUUGUCACCUGCAAGUGGAAGCAUCAGUGCUCCAG
This is a messenger RNA of Rhipicephalus microplus (southern cattle tick), 2732 nucleotides long. Its product is annotated as protein fantom. Gene Ontology annotation, cellular component: ciliary transition zone. Lineage: Eukaryota; Metazoa; Arthropoda; Arachnida; Ixodida; Ixodidae. The record is from RefSeq and is a predicted model, not a curated record. Gene Ontology annotation, biological process: non-motile cilium assembly.